CUCAGCGUUCAGCGCGGCGCUCUCAGGUGUCAGCAGGAACCGUGAACCCACUCAGACUGAAGAUGAGGAGAAAAACAGACGAGAAAGAGCUGCAGGUCGGGGUUGUGAUGGAACAAAGGGUUUCAAUGCUCCUCCACGUUCUAAGAUGAAGUUAUGGAAAGGUGCUACUUUUGCCUUCGUGCUCUGUGGCGCAGCCCUGACCAUCGUCCUCGUUAGAAACACCGCAGAGCUGACACUCCAGACUCGGCCGCCGCCCUCAGAGUCGUCUCUGACUGAAGCCAAAGCGCCGGUGGGAGCUCUCCGCCGGAGGGUCCGCUCUACAGGAAACAACAUGAACUCGCUCCUCUCAGAGUUUUCCAUGAUGUUCCAGAGCUUCACGGAGAGCGAGCUCCAGCACGUGGUUGGAAAUCUGUUGGACAGGAAGAGACGGAGGAGCCAGCCCCCCCUCCACCACAGCCAGGCCUCCCGGACUAAGAGAGCCCGGAAGCCCAGGCCCUGCGACCUGCGGAAGCUGGUCCUGAAGGUGAGCGAGCUGGGCCUGGGCUACGAGAGCGACGAGGAGAUGGUUCUGAAGUACUGCAGCGGCAGGUGCACGGCCCACCGGCAGAACUACGACCUCACCAUGAGGCACAUGGUCCAGACGGCCUUCCAAAACCGCCGCAGGGACAAGGUGAGCAGCGGGCCGUGCUGCCGGCCGACGGCCUUCGAGGAGGCGCUCACCUUCCUGGACAACCGGAGCCGCUACCACAUCAUUCAGAACGUGUCUGCCAAGAACUGUGGCUGCGUAUGACCCGUGGGAAGGGCGGGGCCGGGGGACGUCACAGCAGAACGCCCUCAGCAAACUGCAUUGAAUGUUAGCGCGCAUGUCGCCGCCCUGUAGGCUGGAUCGGGAACAGCUAGUGUGACGUCCAAAGAGGGGUGACUGCUGGAACCAAAGAGACUUCUGGGUAGUGACGCUGAUGGUGUCUCCGGGGAGCUGUGGGCGGGAACACAGCACUGCCGUAAGCUGGCGGUCAGUGCGCCGCAGGUUGACCCAACCUGAUCGUUUUCAGGGUCAAGGCGACAAAAUUCACAUGAAGAAGAAGCAGCUAGCGGACAGAAACGUCUGAGGAGCUCGAACUGUUGCUGCCAAAGACCGGCUGAUGUGCGGCUGCUGCACAGAGAGCAGCUCCCCCCCGAAGACUACAGACAAUCAUGUUGAGUAGCUGCAGGUUUGAUACCCAUUUUAAAUGUUUGUGUUUUAUAUACGGAUGCUGUGUAGACUCCUAUAAAGUGAUUUUUGUGCCACCAUAUCGCAAGCAAAAGUCAGAUUUGAGAUCCAAAUGUUCUAAAUUUGAAACAAAAUGGAAACCGGUAAGAAAAAAAAAAAUCAUAAUUUGCAAAUAAAAAUAUUUAAAAUUUGCUCUAAAAACUUUUUUUUGCUUUCAAAACAUAUUUUUGCUAUAGCAGCACAAACGUCUUUGGAUGCUUUGCGCCUCAUCUGGCUUUCGCCCUACCUACCACUGAUUUUGCGUUGACACGUUUUUUUUGUUUCCUGUAAUGUUUGUGCCAGCCGGCUGAUUGGUCUAGAUUUUAUCCAAUCGAAUCACCAUAUUUAUUUAACAUAGUGUCUGUUACCGAGGCUCAAAUGACCAACAGGCUCUUUUACCCUCGACCAUUUAAAAAAAAUCAAUACCUUUUUUUUCUUGUUUUUUUAGCAUUGAUUACAUUUUAUUUUGUCAAAUUUGUGAAUUUAUGGCUGAGAAUCUCCUGAAACUGUAGAAUAAACUGAAAAAGUUUAUAUUCUGACGUUACACUAAACAAGCCUGUGUGAUCUAUGAAUCAUCCGGAGCAAAAUAUUGGUAAAAAGUUUGAUUUUCUUUCAAAUCUGUUUUAAAAAAUAAAAAAAGUACACGUUACCAUCUGCUGCAUGACGGUGUUUUUGGAUUAGUUUAACAUCAGUAGUGAGGAAAAUAAUGAUGGUCAACUUAAUUUAUCAGCAGAAGAAAUGUCAUUUUUAACUUUUAAAGUUCAUUUUCACAGUGACUUGUUUCUAAGAAUUCAUGUUUCCUUUGUGCAAA
Molecule: messenger RNA, 2060 nt
Organism: Oryzias melastigma (Indian medaka)
Lineage: Eukaryota; Metazoa; Chordata; Actinopteri; Beloniformes; Adrianichthyidae
Product: neurturin
Exons: 3
Coding region: 146-790 (214 amino acids)
Molecular function (GO): growth factor activity; receptor tyrosine kinase binding; glial cell-derived neurotrophic factor receptor binding
Source: RefSeq, a predicted model, not a curated record